Molecule: messenger RNA, 2605 nt
Organism: Delphinapterus leucas (beluga whale)
Lineage: Eukaryota; Metazoa; Chordata; Mammalia; Artiodactyla; Monodontidae
Gene: GFM1
Product: G elongation factor mitochondrial 1
Biological process (GO): mitochondrial translational elongation
Cellular component (GO): mitochondrion
Molecular function (GO): GTPase activity; translation elongation factor activity; GTP binding
Source: RefSeq, a predicted model, not a curated record
UCGCACGUGAAGUUCUUUUCCGGCACUGGUUGCCGGCGUGCCUCUGAACGCCUGUGGUAGUGGUGCUGGUUGCCGGGCAGAGCCGGAGCUGCGGGAACUUCGCGUCUGUUCUGCGCUAGCCAUGAGGCUGCUGGGAACCGCCGCCGCCGCCGCCGCCGCCGCGGCUGUGGAGAGCCAGCCGCUCCCGCGGGUCCCCGCCGCCCUGUGCUGGCAAUGGAAGCAGGCUAAUUGGAAGAUUUGCCGAUGGUAUUCAUCAGGGGUGAUACCUAAUGAAAAGAUACGAAAUAUUGGAAUCUCAGCUCACAUUGAUUCUGGGAAAACUACAUUAACAGAACGAGUGCUUUACUACACUGGCAGAAUUGCAAAAAUGCAUGAGGUAAAAGGUAAAGAUGGAGUUGGUGCUGUCAUGGAUUCCAUGGAACUAGAAAGACAAAGAGGAAUCACUAUUCAGUCAGCGGCCACCUAUACCAUGUGGAAAGAUGUCAAUAUCAACAUUAUAGAUACUCCUGGGCACGUGGACUUCACAAUAGAAGUUGAAAGAGCCCUGAGGGUGCUGGACGGUGCCAUCCUUGUUCUGUGCGCCGUUGGAGGGGUGCAGUGCCAGACCAUGACUGUUAAUCGUCAGAUGAAGCGCUACAGUGUUCCAUUUCUAACUUUCAUUAACAAACUCGACCGAAUGGGCUCCAACCCAGCCAGGGCCCUGCAGCAAAUGAGGUCUAAACUAAGUCAUAAUGCAGCAUUUGUGCAAUUACCCAUUGGUUUGGAGGGUGAUUUUAAAGGUAUUAUAGAUCUUAUUGAGGAACGAGCCAUCUAUUUUGAUGGAGACUUUGGUCAGGUUGUUCGAUAUGGGGAAAUUCCAGCAGAAUUCAGGGCGGCGGCAGCUGACCACCGGCAGGAGCUGAUUGAAUGUGUUGCUAAUUCAGAUGAGCAACUUGGUGAGAUGUUUCUGGAAGAAAAAAUUCCCUCAAUUUCUGAUUUAAAGCUUGCAAUUCGAAGAGCCACUCUAAAUAGGUCAUUUACUCCUGUCUUUUUGGGAAGCGCCUUGAAGAACAAAGGAGUUCAGCCUCUUUUAGAUGCUGUUUUAGAAUACCUCCCAAAUCCAUCUGAAGUCCACAAUUAUGCUAUUCUCAAUCAGGAUGACUCACAAGAGAAAACCAAAAUCUUAAUGAACCCCAAAAGAGACAGUUCCCAUCCAUUUGUAGGCCUGGCUUUUAAACUGGAGGCAGGUCGGUUUGGACAGUUAACUUAUGUUCGAAAUUAUCAAGGACAGUUGAAGAAGGGUGAUACCAUCUAUAAUACGAGGACGAGAAAGAAAGUACGGGUGCAACGGCUGGUUCACAUGCAUGCUGACAUGAUGGAGGAUAUUGAGGAAGUGUUUGCCGGAGACAUCUGUGCAUUGUUUGGCAUUGACUGUGCUAGUGGAGACACAUUCACAAACAAAGAUAAUAGUGGCCUUUCUAUGGAGUCAAUUCAUGUUCCUGAUCCUGUCAUUUCAAUAGCAGUGAAGCCUUCUAACAAGAAUGAUCUGGAAAAAUUUUCAAAAGGCAUUGGCAGGUUUACAAGAGAAGAUCCCACAUUUAAAGUCCACUUUGACACUGAGAGCAAAGAGACAAUUGUAUCUGGAAUGGGAGAAUUACACCUGGAAAUCUAUGCUCAGAGGAUGGAAAGAGAAUAUGGCUGUCCUUGUAUCACAGGAAAGCCAAAAGUUGCUUUCAGAGAAACCAUUACGGCCCCUGUCCCGUUUGAGUUCACACAUAAAAAACAAUCAGGUGGUGCAGGCCAGUUUGGAAAAGUGAUAGGUGUACUGGAGCCUCUGGACCCAGAGAACUACACUAAGUUGGAGUUUUCAGAUGAAACAUUCGGGUCAAAUGUUCCAAAGCAAUUUGUGCCUGCCGUAGAAAAGGGGUUUUUGGAUGCCUGUGAGAAGGGCCCUCUGUCUGGUCACAAGCUCUCUGGGCUCCGGUUUGUCCUGCAAGAUGGAGCGUAUCACAUGGUGGAUUCCAAUGAAAUCUCUUUCAUCCGUGCAGGAGAAGGUGCUCUUAAACAAGCCCUGGCAAAUGCCACAUUAUGUAUUCUUGAACCUAUUAUGUCUGUGGAAGUUGUAGCUCCAAAUGAAUUUCAGGGACCAGUGAUUGCAGGAAUUAACCGGCGCCAUGGAAUAAUCACGGGACAAGAUGGAAUUGAGGACUAUUUUACACUAUAUGCAGAUGUCCCUCUAAAUGAAAUGUUUGGUUAUUCUACUGAACUUAGGUCAUGCACAGAGGGGAAGGGAGAAUAUACAAUGGAGUACUGCAGAUAUCAGCCAUGUUUACCAGCUACACAAGAAGACCUUAUCAAUAAGUAUUUGGAAGCUACAGGUCAACUUCCUGUAAAAAAAGGAAACGCCAAGAACUAACUUUCCUCACUUUGUUGCCUAACUUUAACUGUAUCUGCAAGGUUUAGAUAUGUUAAUGGAUUCAUGGAAUAAAUUCAGCCUGAAAAGAAGUAAUUUUAGAAGCCCUUCCUAGUAUAUUCAGGAGCUUCUGUUAUAUCAUAGUUAAUUCUGUGUAUAUCUCAAUGGUUGAUUGGUUUUAUACCUCAAAUAAAAUAUUAUUACUGAAAUAUA